UCUCAGUUUUCAGGGGAGAAUAGCAAAAUUGGGAAAGUUGGGAGUUUCUUUUUAUGUUAGCUAUUUCAGAACAAAACGUGGUACCUAAUAGACAGUGGACGCAUGUAUUUUGAAAUAUAAUAAAAGUAGUAAGCAUAUGACCGUGAGUCAGCUUAUGUUAUUCUUCACUUCAACGUGGUGAAACGCAAUUGGAUUCACAUUCACAUUACAAGAAAGGCGACUAUUAGCCAGGGAAGAGGGAAGUGAAAGAAUAAAUAGUAAAACACAAUUGUGCAUAUAUAUAUAUAUAUAUAUAUAAAUAUGUGUGUGUGUGUGUGAGAGCAAAUGUGGAUAAAAAGGGAUUGUAAUUUGUAAUUAGUGUUGUUCUUGCUGCUGUGAAAGGUAAUUUUAUUUAUUCAAGACGCUAGACCCCAACCAUGGGAGUACCAGCAUUCUUUCGCUGGCUUAGCCGGAAGUAUCCGUCGGUCAUCAUUGACUGCAUCGAGCAAAAGCCAACAAAUGUUGAUGGAGUUGAGGUACCAGUUGACAUCUUGCAAGCCAAUCCAAAUGGGGUGGAAUUUGACAAUUUGUACCUCGAUAUGAAUGGCAUUAUACAUCCCUGCACACAUCCAGAAGACAAGCCAGCUCCAAAAGAUGAAGAUGAGAUGAUGUUGGCAAUUUUCGAAUGUAUUGACAGAUUAAUGAAAAUCGUUAGACCUAGAAAAUUAUUGUACAUGGCCAUCGAUGGUGUUGCUCCAAGAGCAAAGAUGAAUCAACAAAGAUCUCGACGAUUUAGGGCUUCAAAGGAAAGCGUUGAAAAGCAGGUCGAAGUUGCUCGAAUAAGGUCGGAAUUAGCGACCAAAGGUGUCUUUUUACCUCCUGAAAAACCAAAAGAAUCGCACUUUGACAGUAAUUGCAUCACACCUGGCACGCCUUUUAUGGCCAGAUUAUCGAGUUGCUUACAUUAUUAUGUCCACGAAAGAUUAAAUAGUAAUCCCGGUUGGAAAAAUAUUAAAGUUAUUCUCAGUGACGCCAAUGUUCCUGGAGAAGGAGAACACAAAAUCAUGGACUUCAUCAGACGUCAAAGAGCCCAACCAGAUCACGAUCCCAAUACUCACCACGUUUUGUGUGGAGCUGAUGCGGAUUUGAUUAUGUUAGGACUGGCAACUCAUGAGCCUAACUUUACCAUUAUUCGUGAAGAAUUCAAACCAAACAAACCCAAGCCUUGUGAUAUUUGCGGCCAGUUAGGUCAUGAAAUGCAGGACUGCCUUGGGGCAGAACCAAAUCAACCACAGGAAGAGAAAGUGUUUUCAGCGGAGUGCCAGUUUAUUUUUGUUCGCUUGAACGUUCUUCGCGAAUAUUUAGAAAGAGAACUGCAAAUGCCCAAUUUGCCUUUCAAGUAUGACUUUGAAAGAGCCAUAGACGACUGGGUGUUUAUGUGUUUCUUCGUAGGAAAUGACUUUUUACCUCAUUUACCUUCUCUAGAAAUUAGAGAAAAUGCUAUAGACAGGCUCGUUAAUCUGUACAAAAAAACUGUUUAUAAAACUGGGGGAUUUUUAACAAACAGCGGGGAGGUCAACCUAGACAGAGUGCAAUUAAUUUUAUCUGAUCUUGGUCAAAUGGAAGAUGAAAUAUUUAAAAAUCGUCAGAAGAACGAAUUGGCAUUCAAGGCUCGAGAAAAAAAUAAGAAAAGGCGCAUGGAAGCAAUAAGCAAUUAUAAACCAAACUGGACACCAGUUGGCCAGUUUGCACCUAGUCCUCUGGGUAUGGGAAAGCACGUACAGCCUGUUCAAAAUGCUCGCUACGAAGCAUAUCAAAUGCGAAUGCAGGGUAGAAACUACAACACAAGUGUUGUUGAACGUGCACUCCAAGGCACUAACGCUUCUCUUGCUCUUCAAAAAAUGAUUGUACCAGAGAAUCAAAAUUUCGGUGGUCAACAACGUGGCCAAAAGCGUAAACACGAUGAAAUCGAGGAAGAGGAAGACGAUCAAGCUCACGACGAAGUGAGACUUUGGGAAGAUGGAUUUAAAAAUCGGUAUUACGAAUCCAAGUUUGACGUUAUGCCCGAAAAUAUGGCGUUUAGAAACAACGUUGCUCUUCAGUAUGUACGAGGGCUGUGUUGGGUAUUGCGUUAUUAUUAUCAAGGCUGUGCUUCGUGGAAGUGGUACUUUCCAUACCACUAUGCUCCUUUUGCCAGUGAUUUCAUCAAUAUAGGUGGUCUUUCCACUGAAUUUGAGAAGGGAACUGUUCCAUUCCGACCCUUAGAACAACUGAUGGGCGUGUUUCCAGCUGCCAGUUGCAAUCACGUACCAGAACCUUGGGGAAAAUUAAUGAAAGACCCAAGAUCACCGAUAAUCGAUUUUUAUCCAGAAGACUUUAAAAUCGAUUUAAAUGGAAAAAAAUUUGCUUGGCAAGGUGUUGCCCUGUUGCCAUUUGUCGAGGAGGAAAGACUUUUUAAAGCGCUAGAACCAUUUUACCUUCUUCUAACUGAAGCAGAAAAGAAGCGUAACGUGCGAGGGGAUGAUAGAUUGUAUAUUGGACCCGAUCACAAAGAUUACAAGUUUUUGAAGGGUCUUUACGCAAACAAAGUUUAUUUCAAUACUGAAGUAGAUGUAUGCCUGGACGGUGUGAGAGGAACUGUUUUAUUAGCAGAGGAUUGCGUCGGCGAAGGUGCCACUCUCCCUUCACCUAUAAAUACACUGCCUGUCAGAAAUAACCAAGUUAUUUGCGUGAGGUUCCGGGAUCCAAAAUAUCCAGAGGACUUCCUUUUCCCUGCAAAGAGGCUGAAAGGAGCCGAAGAGCCACCUCGAGUUUUGAAGCCGCAAGAUCACGUCCAAAAUUCCCAUCAAGGUAAUCACGGUAAUCAAAGAGGCAACAAUUGGAAGCCACAAAUAGGCUUUGUUCCUUCCAACAAAGUUGGCUCUUUGGGUGAUGCAGGCCACCGAAUGCUGAACCAUCACAUGAACAACCGUCAACCUGGUAUAUACGGUCAUGUACCACCACCCUCUCUAUUACAGCAGUCAUCCCGAGGUGGUGGCUAUCAGAGUGGCUACUCUUCAUCGGGUAACCAAUCGAGGAAUCAGUCCAGUAGCAGUGGCUAUCAGUCGAACCAGCCUCGACUAGGAUCAAUACAGUCCGGACCCUGGCUUGGUGGCUAUUCUUCACAUAAUUUUCAGAUGCAACAACAGUCACUCCAGCAGCGUGGCUUUUCGCAGCAACAGCAACAACAACAACGUGGUAAUCGGCCGUACCAAAAUGCGAAUCAGCAAAACAGAAACUUCAACCCAGGUCAGCAGAACAGAAACAAUCGAUACAACAAACACUAAACCACUCAGGACAAUGGUGUAUCAAAUCAAAGUGUUGCAAAUUUUGUUCAUACUUCAUGCACUCUGUCAUCGUAAUAAUCAUUGCAAAGAUGUUUGCACCAAUGGUGAGAGAAAGAUCUACUCUUUUGCUGAUGUUGUACUGUACAUACAUCGAUCAUUGUAAUUAUAAUUUUUAUACAUGGUUGACAGGGAAAAAUUUGAUAUUCCUUAGCAUUAAUCAUACAAAAUAGUACGUGCAUUUUACAAUCAGUGCAUUUACUAUGAGACAUGUUUUUCUAAGGUAUUGUAAGCUGCAUAUGUUUUUUCAGUUAAACUAUGAUACCACUUGUAAUGGUAUGAAGAAUGCUGUAAAAAAUUGUUACGUGUCACCUCAUUGUUUGAGUAAAACUUCGUAGGAAAACAAAUAUCGUUGUAUACCUUAGAAAGAUUAACAGUAGAUGUGAUACAUUAUUCACAUGGCUAAAGUUUGUUGCAUAGCAAAAAAUAUUUCAUCUUUGUAAUUCUUGUGUUUAUUUAUUUUUUUUUUUUUUAACCUUUCAAUAAAAUUUUAAUUUUAUUUUGGUAAUCAAUUGCUAUUAUGUGUAUAUAUAGUUUUAUGCACACAAUUACAUCUGUAUUUAAUAGCGUACACAUAUGUACAAAAAUUCACGAGUAAAUUGUAUAAACCAUUACGGAAUUUUUAAUCAAUUUAACCAUUGUAAGUAUGUAAUGAAAACUGCAGAGAUGAAACAUAAGAUGUUAUAUGAAAUGUACAGGAGAAUAUUUGUAUGUAAUAUUAUUUGUAGUAACAUAGUGCUGUAAGUAAAAGUAUUUAGUAAACUCGUAAAAAGUGUAAUAUCAUUAUUGCAUAAUUUGGGAAAUACUAUUUCUACUGCUGUCAGUAUAAUGUUUUUGUCAAAAAUAUUGUACACGAUGAUUUUUUAACUAAGAAAAAGUUUAUAAGUCUGUAUAAAAUAUUUGGAACGAUUAAUUGGAAAUGACAUGUUGAUAAAAAAAUGUAAUAAAAAGUUCUAUAUAAGAUGAA
Copidosoma floridanum is the source of this 4329-nucleotide messenger RNA. It is a transcript of the gene Rat1, whose product is annotated as 5'-3' exoribonuclease 2 Rat1. Lineage: Eukaryota; Metazoa; Arthropoda; Insecta; Hymenoptera; Encyrtidae. Gene Ontology annotation, molecular function: 5'-3' RNA exonuclease activity; RNA binding. The record is from RefSeq and is a predicted model, not a curated record. Gene Ontology annotation, cellular component: nucleus. Gene Ontology annotation, biological process: nuclear-transcribed mRNA catabolic process.